AUGGCAGGUUUAGAUCAAUACGAGACCUCAGAGUCAAACAUUGGCAACAUGGAAGGGGUAUAUGGGCCUGGUCUGGACUUGGACCAGUUAGGAUCACCAGAGUGGCCAUUUGCAGAGCCGGAUAUGUUUCUCUCGGCGUCAAAAUUGACUGAACCGGAUGAUACGGUUAUUGAGCCUUUGAUGUCUCCCAACACUGAGCCAAAGGACGGGAAGUUGAAUGCAGACGUAGGAAAGGAAUACUUAUGCCAUUUCGAGUUUGCACGAUCUUGCGAGGAAUGGCAAUACGUUGCAAGCAGACACACAGAUCAAAUUACACAUCCUCGCCAGUGUCUUCACACACAUAAAAUCAUCCUCAUCAUCUUCGAUUUGGAUAAAAUUGCUAUAAGGAUUGACAAUCUGGACAAUGCCCUCAACACCAAUAAAGAGGCCCUUCGUCAUGGAAACGAUAUGAUCGAUUGCGAGAUCUGCAUGGUUCACUUUGAAAAUAUAACCAUUCUUACGUCUCUAAUAGAGAAACUUGGGAAGACAUGUCAAGAUAUCUCGAGUGCCUAUUCACAAUUAUUAUCUUCAACGCCGGCUCCUGGGGGUACUGCCCAGCUAGCUGUUCCUAAUUUAGUACUAGGAAGCUACGUGGUGGAUUCAUUAGAUGAGCACAGAAUACUAGUCCAAGGACUACUGAGUCUGCAGAUCAAAAGUAUUCAUACUAUGAUACAGCGCCUGGAUCAGAUCGCGCUGAAAUACCGCUCAGAAACGAUAACAAGGCGUUUGAUCACGACUAAGCAGCUGUUGGCUCAAUAA
This is a messenger RNA of Daldinia loculata, 798 nucleotides long. RefSeq lists its product as uncharacterized. The coding region runs from base 1 to 798 and encodes 265 amino acids. The record is from RefSeq and is a predicted model, not a curated record. The transcript has 2 exons. NCBI's taxonomy places the organism in Eukaryota, Fungi, Ascomycota, Sordariomycetes, Xylariales, Hypoxylaceae.